Messenger RNA from Lactuca saligna, 1383 nucleotides. The record is from the annotation of a GenBank genome assembly. NCBI's taxonomy places the organism in Eukaryota, Viridiplantae, Streptophyta, Magnoliopsida, Asterales, Asteraceae.
AUGCCAAUGGAAAAUGAAGAUAUUCAUCACUCUCCCUCCGAGCCUGAAGUGGAGGAGAUUCAUGAUUCUCCCAGAGCAUGUGUAGCUAAUGAACAUGAUUAUCAGAAAACAAAUGAUUCAAAGUCUUCUCGAGGUGAUGAUGACGAUGAUAAUUAUGAUGGCGUACAGUUUUUGAAUGAAUUCGACUUUACUGGAAUUAACGAUGACAUUCCAACCAACAUAGAGUUUGAUCUCAAUGAUGAAGACUUUGAUCCUUUUCUCAGUAUCACCAGCAGCAGUGCAAAUAAAGUCAAUGAAGUUGUUUCUCUAGCAACCAAGACUAGAGCUGAAGAAGAUUCUCUCAAAAUUCUAUUCUCCACCUCAAAGCCCUUGGAGGUCACAACAAGCCAAGGGGAUGUGACAUCAGAGAUUCCUCCCUCUGUGUCAUUUGUCUCAACAUCAGCUCCAAUCAUUUCCGACUUAUCUGAACCUCAGACUUCUCAUACUUCCUUAAGAACAAGCCAAUCUCUUGAAAGUCUGGAUAUUCUCGCUGUAAAAAAUGCUCCUCAAGUUACCUCAACAAUCACUGCAACCUUUGCUCACUCUCCUCCAAAGCAGUCUAAUGAAGGUCCAAGCACAAUGUUCAAGACUGGUGGAUCCUCUUAUGUUCCAGAUUAUUCUCCAACUCGACCUUCUCUAGAUGAAGCUUCUAUCAGACUAGAAGUUGGAGUUCUCCGCCAACAGCUCAUUGAAAAAUCAAUUCAAAUGGAUCAACUUUCUGCAUAUGUCUUGGAGCUCAGGGCAAAGGAUGAAGAAAAGACCAAACAAAUCAAAGAUUUACAAACAAAUCUUGGAUCCGUUCUAGCCAGUUAUCUUAAUCUCAAAAACGUAUUGUAUGAUGCUUUUGGUGAAAAAGUUAAAGCUCUCUUGCAACAGCCUCAUGGAGUAGAUGAUCCUCCUUCAGCUCAAUCACCUCAUGCAACUGAUGAUCUUCAUGUUGACCCACCUGCUCCAAGAUCAACUAUCAUUGUAGACAGAUUUGAAAAAGAACCACAAGGAAGCAGAGCUAGAAUCACAAUUAAACAGGGCAAAAGAGUUGUGACUGCAAACCAAUGCGAGGGACUUAUGUUUAUGAAAAAUUCAAAUGAAAAUCGCAAAGCAAAAGAACCUGCCCUGACUGUAACAGAUUUGAAAAAGAGAAAUUUUGGCAAUAAGUAUGGUGACAGAUCUGGUAACCGUAUGUGGGCUUUCGAUCCAGAAAUGAAUUUGUGGGUGGUGAAGCGAAAUUCAGGAAUUUCUGAAUGUUACAAAAGCACCCAUGAUUUCAAUUCUUGGACUAAGACGGAUCUAGCAGAAUUAUCUAGAGUUCCCUUUCACAAUCCCUCGCAAGAUCCAAGUGCUUAA